Molecule: messenger RNA, 593 nt
Organism: Botrytis cinerea B05.10
Lineage: Eukaryota; Fungi; Ascomycota; Leotiomycetes; Helotiales; Sclerotiniaceae
Exons: 1
Coding region: 80-376 (98 amino acids)
Source: RefSeq, a predicted model, not a curated record
GGUUUAUCAAAGUCAAUACCACAAAUCACUAGCUUUAUAAAUCUCAAAUACUACUCGAUCCAUUCAUCUAUUUAAAACAAUGCCAAACCAUAGAGCCUCAACGGUAGCAAGCAGGUCUCCUACCCCCGAUGUUCCAGAUCUCAUAAGCGAUCAUAGUGACAGUACUACUGAAAGUCAGAAAAGCGCAGAAAGUAAAGCAAGAGCUCUUCAAAUAAGGAAGGAUGCAGAAAAUGCAAAGAAAGCAAGUGAUUUAGCAGAAAAGGAAAAAGCAAAGAGGCAGAAGGCAAAAUCAAAGGAAAAAUUGAUAAAACAAAAAAAGCAUGGUAAUGGUGGUGGUGGAAGCGGGAGUGGUGGUACAGCACACAGCGGACAUUAAAGUUGAUGAACAAAACAUGCCCAGCUAAAAACGGCAGAAGCUGUCAAAACCUCUCAGAUUUACACCGGCAUUUUGGGGAUUGCAAGAAUCGUUGGAAGGGGUUCAAGAAAAAUCAAAUAACUAGAAUGGCACACAUUGUUUACUGGGUUUGAUUUUUAGAUCGUUCAACUGCAUGUUGGGAUUUAACGGAGCUAAAGGACAAUAGAUAGGUUCGGCA